GUGAGAUCGCGAUGGACAUAUGAAGGGAGGAGGCUGGUGCUUAACUACCCGCCCUCCCGAUUGCGGGCCCGUCGUGGUGGCGCUCUCGAGGAUACCUAAUUGGCCUGCGUGGUUUCCGCAGCAGAACCAAGCCUCCCAUCACAUCUCGCUAAACGCUGUCCCCUGCAGUGCACUGCAGUUUGUAUUGAUUGCUGCGCAGUAUGGAGGGGAACCCAUAAAGGCGGGGAAUUCUGCCUUGCCAUCGUCGACCCAGCGUCGCCUUUUGGGACCAUUAUAAGCCCAUUCCCAAGCUAACUAAGAUCCACCACUAGCCCAGCACCAUUGCAAGUCCACUUUCGAUCCAAGCUCAACCACUCAGGAUGAACUUCGGUGUCGGCGUUGGCGACGUCCUCAUGGUGGCGGGCAUCGCCUGGCGCCUGUACAAGAAAUGCAGGGAGUCAAGCGAGGACUUCCGCCGCCUAUCGACCGAGCUGGCGUCGCUCGAUGCCGUCCUGCGCGAGACGGCCGAAUACGUCGAGGAGCACGGCAACCUGGACAUUUCGCGGCGGAACCGCCUGGAGAUCCUCUGCCAAGGAUGCGCGUCGACGCUGAACGACCUCGAGGGCCUCGUCAGCCGCUACGAGAGUCUGGGGACGCAGGCCCAGCGGACCUGGGACCGCAUGAGGUUCGGCCUUAACGACCUAUCUGAGGUCCGGUCGAGGCUCGUGUCGACCACGACUCUGCUCAAUGCGUAUAACACCACACUGAUCAAUUCCUCCACAGCGCGCAUCGAGAAGAGGCUAAGCAAGUUCAUGACCGAAGUCCGAGCCGGCCUACGAGAAGGUUCGGUAGCCGAGGCGUCCAACGCCGCCGAGACGAUCGAUUCGCCGGGCGUCUGGGCCGAGCUCCGGCGGGAGCUAGACGACGUCGGCAUCAGCGCCGCCACCGUCGAGGAGAACCGCGAGUACAUCAUAAGCUGGAUGAAGAUGGCGCUGGCAGCAGACGCCGCGGCGGACGAACCAGAGGCAGAAGAAAGAGCCCCGUCGCCCGGCUGCGCGCCGAGUGACUCGGCCUACGGCAGCGCCGAGGGCUCGAUCCGUCGGCCCAGCGUCGUGGCGCUGAAUGCCGCCAACGAGGAGUUCCAGGAGGAGUUGCAGACGCAGCGGACAGAACGGCCGCUGGAGGAUAUCUUCGAGUAUCUCGCCGCCGAGGCGCCGCCGCCGCGGGCGAGGGUGAGGAGGAGGACGGACCCGAGCAGAUUGCUGAAGAAGCUGUUCCAGAAGGACACGGACAUAAUCACGGCGGCCAGCGACGGGGACAUCGACCGGGUUGCCAAGUUGAUAGGCUUGGGAAUGAACGUCAACGCCAGGGAUCGGUGGGGAUGGUCCGCCCUGAGCAUGUGUGGCUACGGCGGCCACAGAGCCAUCGCUCGUCUGCUUCUCGACCACGACGCCGACCUGGAUAACAUCGACGUGGACGGCGAUUCGCCCUCGAGUCUUGCCGCGCAAAGGGGGCAUGCCGACCUCGUAGUCAUGUUCGACGAGGAGAGGGCAGCGCGGGAUCUGCGUCUGAGGGAGAUGGACAGGGAGGUUCCUCGUCCGGUGGAAAUCUAAACAAUCACUUUGCGGAAUGUAAUAGGCGUUAUUCGGGGAAUACCACUGCUGCGUCGAAAAUGGGUUACUUGGUAAGAUUCAAUUCCAAGAUUUAAAUGCGUCAUGACAAGCCUGCUCUCUUCACACUCUUUGCUUCCUGUCUAGCAAUCUUCCGAGAGUCGAGAUUCUGCGUUGUAAUUAUCAGUAAUACGCGACAUCUCAAGUUACUAUGGAACAAGUCUCUGUAAUGUACCCUAAUGUCUCAAUACGGUAACGGGUUAAUCGGCUUGGGUUCAAUCGGGGAUCUUACGCGCAAUACGGAAUUCCCCUCAACGUGGGGCUCCGAGACC
Phialemonium atrogriseum is the source of this 1921-nucleotide messenger RNA. RefSeq lists its product as uncharacterized. The coding region runs from base 360 to 1592 and encodes 410 amino acids. Lineage: Eukaryota; Fungi; Ascomycota; Sordariomycetes; Cephalothecales; Cephalothecaceae. Gene Ontology annotation, cellular component: nucleus. Gene Ontology annotation, molecular function: protein binding. The transcript has 3 exons. The record is from RefSeq and is a predicted model, not a curated record.